UAUUUUCCAUCUGCGGAGCAGGGCGCUUGUAUGAGUAAAACGUUUAUCCAACGUGUUGAAGUCGUCAGGACGUUUUGGUCACGUUAAGGAAGCACGGAACGAAAUCUCGCGUGCGCAAAGUUGCAGAAGGAGAGCAAUCGUAUACGGAACGGAACGAGCCGGUAAGAUACGGUGCGCCAGGGUGGGACGGAUGGGACAGUGAUGUGCAGCUGUAUUUAUAGUAUGGAUUGUGUCUGCUUGGCAGCUCGCCAUCAGAUGAACGGCUCUCCUAAGAGCCCUACGCGAGGCACGGACCAAGCAGCGCCUGGAAAAAUGGGACAAACUAUGGGCAGAAUGCCUGAAACGUGGGAGGGUCUCCUGGAAGAGAGAGAUCGCGUUCUACACUGGAGUUCCGAAGUCUUGGCAAGAGUGCAGGAUAAUGUUACGAAUGAGGAUACGUUUUUAAUGGACUACGCUGACGAAAAGAUCGAUGCCAAAAUCGAUACGUGGAUUAAAACCAAUCGGACGCGGGUUGACGAGACCUUCAAUAAAUUUCCAAAUGCGACAGAACAGCACAGAAAUAUAGUUAAUGCUGGAAUCGAAAAGCUUACUGAAGAGAUACGAGCAAAAACAAGGAAGGAUUAUCAAAACGCAUAUAACGACAUUAAAAAGUUCAACAAGAAGGUAGAUCAGUUGGGUUCGGAUGAAAGAAAGAUUCACGCUGAAAUACAAAAUCUGGAGGCGGAAUGCGCGGGUGACACGCAAAAAUUUCAAAAAAAAUUCGGCCCGUUGCGAGUUAAAGUUUUCGAUAAUUUGAGAACCGGCGAAAAAAUGAUAUUCCAAGAUAAAAGACUGAAAGGCGAUUUUACUAAAAAAGUAUGAGUUUUUUCUAUAUCCAUAAAACCUGCGACCUCCAUAAUAUCUCCUGAUAAUUCAAUUGCGCUUACUCAUCAGACUUACGAUAUUGAUCACAAAAACUCUGCCGAGUGUGUGAAACGAAUCGACAAAUUGCUUAAAGACUUCGAGAAAUGUGCGGCGAAAGAGGGAACGUAAAUAAAGCGG
Molecule: messenger RNA, 1041 nt
Organism: Temnothorax curvispinosus
Lineage: Eukaryota; Metazoa; Arthropoda; Insecta; Hymenoptera; Formicidae
Exons: 3
Coding region: 202-861 (219 amino acids)
Source: RefSeq, a predicted model, not a curated record